This is a messenger RNA of Poeciliopsis prolifica (blackstripe livebearer), 2433 nucleotides long. RefSeq lists its product as uncharacterized. The transcript has 8 exons. Lineage: Eukaryota; Metazoa; Chordata; Actinopteri; Cyprinodontiformes; Poeciliidae. The record is from RefSeq and is a predicted model, not a curated record. Bases 1147 to 2067 code for a protein of 306 amino acids.
AGCGCCAGACCUUCCUUGCGUUCUACCCCCAAAAAUUCCAUUAUGUCACUGCAGAGCGCAGAGAUUGGCCCAAAAUGAUCUUGGUUUCCGGUUCAAUUUGAAUAAGGGGGCCGAGCCGGUUUUUGUCACCAUGGAGACCUUGAGUAAACUACAAACAGUGCAAUGCAUUGUGGUUUGAUGUCAUAUCAUAAAAAAACGCAGGUUGGCCAGAGGAGAACUGGGCGGGGAAGGUGUAAGAGGCAAAGGCCCAGCAGAGACAGAGCAGGCUGCUCUCUCUGCUGGGCUUGCACAAUAGAGUAGAAUAGAAACAAAAUGCUCAUCUGUUUUUGUUGUUUUUGUCUUAAUGUGCCAGACCGCCUAUAGAACCUUGUCUCCUUUCGCUCCCUCUGGAAACACCAAGUACUCACAUUCAGCAUUCACACAAAUGAGUCCAAAGAACAGAAUGAAGGUGGUUCUAAAACUUCAAGUGGGUAUGAAGCUAAAAAGGGAAGGAAACUGUGACUGUGAGAUGAGGAAAGCAGUCAGUGGAAAGGCGACUGCUCUGCCAUGAGCCACAAACACCCUGUGAUUUCUGUCUGCAGCGUGAUGUGUUUCACAAUUGUUUAGCAAUUUAUACAUAUCUGUAGCUUUAUGAAGGAAAACAAAACUGUUUUAUUCAACUUUAAAACAUCCAUAUGUCAUAAAGAAAAAAAAUCAAUAAAAGUGAUUAAGUGGGUAAAUAUUGGAAAAAGAAAAUCAACUGUUCCAUAGAUACCAGUAAGGUAAGCAUCAGCAACUAAAUGCUGCCUGUGGUGGAUACUCCUACCACCAGCACAUCAUGUUAGUAUUUAUUUUUUCUUUAUAUUAGUAACAUCUUAUAAUAUGCUCAAGUUAGAUAUUUCAUUUAGACAUAUAUUUUCUAAUGGUGCUCACUUUAGAUAAUGUCUGAAUGGUUUAUUCACACUUGUUCUUUUCUUUGAGGUGCUGCAAUACAAACCACCUGGAGGAGGAAACCUGGAGCACACCAUUUGUUUUUUUAAAAAACUUGAUUUUAAUUAGUUAAUUUUUGUUUGCUGGUAUCGGGAUUAGAGCUGCUGGUGACUGACUCAUCUGUUGUUAAUUGUGGUAGGAGCUAACAGCUACAUAGAGCCGCGCAGCGAAGAGAAGAUGAACGACAACAGCCUGCCCAGAAUCCUGGUGAUUCUGCUGUCAACGGCGGUUUACGUCGCUGUUCUGGUCAUUAACGCCUUGGCUGGAGCGGGCAGAGGGCCCUUUCACGUCAGUACAGGCAAUGUGUCGGCCCGCUAUGACACUGACAUCACUCCAGCUGGUUGGACCUUCUCCAUCUGGGGAGUUAUCUACACAUGGCUCACCCUGAUGGUCAUUUACAUCACUUCAUAUGUUUUCAGAGGGUCUUGGGCUCAGUCUCUGCUACCCUAUGCCUUUUAUUUCUCCUGGCUGUCCAAUAUGCUGCUGAAUAUGACGUGGCUCAUUCUGUGGGACAAAGAGUUAAUGCUUGCAGCUUUGGUUGUGUUGAUCCUGAUAGCCUUUACCAACUACAGUGCCUUGUUCUUCGUUUGCUUUGCUACAGAUUACUAUGGACUGUGGUUACAGUCAUACCAUAGAAAGGAUUUGGCCUGCCUCAGAAUCCUGGUCCAGAACGGCUUGGCUGUCUACACCACAUGGAGUUCUAUUGCCUCUCUGCUCAAUUUCUCUGUGGUUCUCCAACUGUGGGGUGUAGACAAGAGCACAGCAGCAACCAUCUCUUUGUGCAUUCUUUUUGCAGAGUUGUUGGGAUGGUUUGUCCUGGAGAACUGGGUGCUGGACCGCUGGGUGCGCUACAUUCUGACAGUGUAUCCUGUAGUUAUCGUGGCUCUGGUUGGAAUCAUCUACAGGCAUUUUAACCCGGCUGACCCCACUCCAAACACUGUUUUUAUGGUGGUGCAGCUGGUGGUGGCCUGCAUCCUGUUUGUUUCCAGAGUCUGCUCAGUCAUCUGGAGGAACAAGUGGAGGCCUCUACACUCAUCAGGUUCAGCCCGACUAAUUAUGUCCCCACUUGAUGGCCACAAGUUUGGGAUCUUUAACUAAGAAAAUUAUUUUUCAAUCUACUUCACUUGUUUACACAUGACCAUGUCUUCAUUGGGGAUAAAAUGGUCUUUUGCUUGACUUAUUUUUUUUUAAUAAACAGCUCUCCUUUUGCUCCUAAUAAACAUGAAACUACCUUUCUCAGUAGAAAUGUCUGAAAUCUUAAUUAUUACUAUAACAUUUUACUACAUGUACCACUUUAUAAUAGUUUUGAAAGCAUUAUAUAAUUUGAUCCAAAUUAUUUUACUGCUUUAUGUAUUGCACUUCCAAUGUUUUUAUGUUUGUUUAUUUGUUAUGUUCACUAUAAUGGAAUGGUAUAUGAAGUAUUCAAGCUUUUUAAAACAAUAAAAAUCAUAUGUUUUGUAUGGA